Messenger RNA from Eufriesea mexicana, 4898 nucleotides. RefSeq names its product formin-binding protein 4. The record is from RefSeq and is a predicted model, not a curated record. The transcript has 15 exons. Gene Ontology annotation, molecular function: protein binding. NCBI's taxonomy places the organism in Eukaryota, Metazoa, Arthropoda, Insecta, Hymenoptera, Apidae. Bases 1604 to 4678 code for a protein of 1024 amino acids.
GUAUCUUGUUUUUCAUUGUUUAUGGAAAAAGAUUUAUCGCGUCGCAACGUUGUUAAUCUCGACGACGAUCGAUGUUAAUUAAUGAUUGAGAGAAUUAUCCAUAGUAGUGUCUGGAGGAAAUAUGGAAAUAAACCCUUCAUACUCGAACAUCCAAUUACAACGAUCAUUCCGAUUUUCUUUUUGCGUUUUGCAGUGCAAGCGAGUGUACAGAGUUGUCUAGGGGAAAUAAAAACAUAUGGAAUUCCUCGAGUUAGUAGAUAUUACGUACAAAUAAUUAAUAUGAAUAUAUUAACGACGUAGGUAAAAAGUGGUUCGAGUGAGAAGGGUUGAUUAAUUACUAAUUAACCGGGAAUCGGUUAAGCUGGAGACCACGCUUUAUUUUUGUUUAGUAUUACGGCGUGUAGGUUGCCAAUGUAUCGAUAAUACUGUAAGAGAAAUUUGAUUAAUUUCAAGCCAACGAAAUAUUUCAAAUUCUAGAAAUAUCUACUUUUAUUCUCGGUAGUAUAAAUAGUUACCAAAGAUAGAACCUUAAAUCUAGAAAAUUUUAAGUAUGCAAUAUUUUCUAUUGUAGUUACUAAUUCUACUAUCGAUCAUAGGUUGGCAACCAAUGCGUCAUGAAUGAUGCUUGAUAGCGAAUUGAUAAAUGUCGCGCAAGUAAAAAAAAAAAAAUCGUAAAAAGUAGGGUUCUAACGUCGCUGAUUCCGGUGAUAUUUUAGUCAGUGUUAAGUCCACACUAAUCCAAGGGGAAGGAUCGACAGUGUACGCGAUUGUCGGUCGGAUUAUAAAUCAACAGUAGACAUAUAGUAGAGCGUAACAAUUUCAGAGAGGUAGUACUACCGUUGUUCCGUUAAUUGUUUUAAUAGAUUUUAUUGUGCCGUGACCGCAUCGCGUGCUCUUGCUAAAUUUUCGUUUUAUUGCUGAGAGGGAAAUAAUGAUUCAGGUACGCCAACUGUUAAAUAGAAAUAUUAUACAUAAGUUGGUAUGAUGGGCAGGUGAUUAGAUCAGAUUCAGUAACCUGAAAGAAUAAAUUCCCUAGGAAGAUUAAUAUCGAUCUUUCAAAGUGCAAAUUUAUAGAUUUUGUAUUCCCAAUAACAUCCAAAAAGAAUAAUUGCGAGGCCACACGGGACGCGGCCACGCCUAGCCAUGACUAUUUUUCUAAGUUGCAAAUCAUAAUAAAUUAAGGAUGUUGCAUUAUCGUUAUUAGAGUAUAUUAUAAUGUACAUUGAUAUUUUAACUAGCCGAGUAAGUAUGAAAAAUGUUACAAGCGUAGUAAACAAACUGCAUAUAAUAUACAUAUACAUAUGUAGAUACCUUAGUUGCGUCAACUAUCAACUAAUCGUGCCGGUUCGCACUUGAGGUCGGUGCCCGCGCGCGCACUGCGACGUGCCCAUUAGCCUGAUAUACUAACUAAAAUUGAAACGCGAAAAUAAAGGGAAAACGGCGAUUAAGAGAUCAUGAAAUACGAUUUUUUGAGGUCAAGACACUUUGAGUUCCAGCAUCGGUUGAUUCGCAGUUGAGGAAGUACAACGGACGUGUUAAUGAUGGAAAACAAUAUCCUAAAUAUAUUUUUAUUGUCUGUAACAUAUACAACUUAUGUUUUAUUAUGAAGCGACGUCAAAGAAGGCCUGUAUUAGAACUUAAUCAGUCGCAAUCCAGUUCUCACGCGGAACAUUUACAAAACAAACGUAAGCAUAUAAAUAAUGAUUACCUUGGCCAAAAUAUACCUGCAAAUCCUCUGGCAAAUUUACUUUGUCAUUAUAAUUCAGAUAGUGAUACUGAAGACUCUAAAAAGGAUUGUAAAUUAGAUGAUCAAGUUAAUAAUUUUUUUAAGGAAAUUCAACUGAUUGCACCAAAACAGCCAAUCUCUAAUGAAUCUAGCAAUAUUGCCUUAACUGCAAACUCUAAUACACACUUAGGAGAAUACACAAAUCAACAAGCACUUAUGUGGAGAGAAUGUUUAGACGAAUCUACUGGUUACCCUUACUAUUGGCAUAUUGAAACUAAUGAAGUAACAUGGGAAAUGCCAGAUGAAUUACGGUACUUAAAAAACAGUGUUAAAACAAACUCUAUUAUAAAACCACUUUCAAUACAAGAAUCUCAUUGGGUUGAUUUUUCAUCUGUAACAUAUCAACAAUCUCAUGAAAAUAUACCAGAAGGCAUGAUACCAAGAGAAGUAGUAGCUCGAAAUCGUAACAGGUACAUUUGUAAUGAAACUGUUUUAAAGCAGGAAUCACAAACCGAUCAAGAUACUGCUAAUAUGUCUGAUACUAUGGAUAAUGAUUCUGAUGAUGGGAAAAUAGAAAUGAUUACAUCGUAUGGAAGUGAUGAAAGUGACUCAGAUACAGUAGAUGAGAAUCGAUUAAAAAGUGAUGUAUCUUGCAUAAUAGAAUCGAAAAACAAAAAUUCUGCACAAAAAUUAAGAUGUAGUGAAAAAUGCAGUUUGCCAACUUCUAUAGUGCAAUCACAGUUACGAAUAAUUUCUCAAAAUAUAAAUCAAAAAUAUGAAAACAAAGACAAUGUAGAAGAAUCAAUUAUAGAAUCACUAAAUUCAAAAUCAACUGAAAAUACAGAGAUGAAGUACUUAAAAAAUCAAAUGAAGCAACAAAAUAAUAUUCAAGAGACAAACGAAUGUUCAGACAAAGCUAACAGUAGUACUCAAUUGACAAAAGAAUCCACAACAAAGAAAAGCAUUAGCAAACACAGUGUUGACUCUGACAUAGAUUUUCGCAUUUCUUUAGUACCCGGUUAUGAUGAAGAUUCAGAUAUUGAAGAAGAUUCUGAAAUUAAACAAGAACGGAAAGCCUUAUUUCCAAUUCCCCAAAUUGAAGAAACAGUAGAAAGUGUAUUAUCACGUAAAACUAUAGUUGACGAUGAUCGAACAGCAGACAGUAAUGACAGUGAUAUUAAUAAUGAAAGAAAAAACGUAUUAGAACAAGAUACUGAAGAUAUACUGGAAAGGUUGGAAUGCAAAGAUGACUCGAGUGUUAAGUCAGAGGGAGAUACGCAAAAGGGAAACAAAUUUGUCGAUAAUAUGCAUGGACGAAAUAAAUUCUUUCAAAGAAAAAAACGAAUUGCAUUCGAUGUUCCAUCUACAAAAAUGAAAGUAAAUGAUGAUAAUGAAGCUAGUAAACUGGAAGUAGAAAUUCAGCAAGAGGAAGUGAAUUCUUGCAUUGAACAUCUAAUUGAACCUCAGGUUGAUCACCAAGAAGAAUCUAAUUCUGUAAACGAGAACGCGAAAGAAAAUCCCACAAAUUUCAAAGAUGAAUCGAAUAAUACUGUAGAAGAAAUGAAUAUACCAGAAACAAAUGAUGAAUCUAAGGAAUCUGAAGGAGACGUUAAUCUACUAUCACAAAUCAUACUUGAGAAACUGAAGUUUCUAUCGGAAGGGAAAUCGGGUGUAUCGCCAGUUCAAUUGAUGUCUAUUCAGUUACAGACACUGUUUGUCGCAUGGGAAGCAGGUUGUUUAGAAAAGAAUUACUUGCGUAGAUGGUUGAGUGACACCAGUCACGAAUUGGAACGCUUGGAACAAGAUGCCACACCACCUGGAUGGCUAUGUCAGUGGGAUAGGUCGCAUAAGCGAUAUUAUUACCAGAACACUACUACCGGAAUUACACAAUGGACCUAUCCAGAUACUGGCAUCGCCGGUGGCGCUGAAGAGAUGGAAAUUUGUUCCACACCUCCUCCAGCAGAACAGGAAGAAAUUAUUAUACCUGCUGAAGAAGAAGGACUGAGAUCAAAAUCGAAAAAGUCGCAAGAAGGUGGUGAAAUAACUCAAGACAUGACGGUUCCAAGGAACACUGAUAUAGAAGCUCCACCUCCACCACAAAUUUCAAAUCCUAGCCCACCACCACCACCAAGAAUCUAUGCAGAAGAUUUGAAGAGGGACAAGAGGAAACAAGAUAAAUGCAGUGACAAGUUGGAUGAUAAAACACAAGGACUGGGAGAAGAGGGUACAAUAAUCACGGAAAUGAAACAACUAGAAAAUUCUGUUGCACCAACUGCUGCCUUAUUGUCGUCUCAGCCCUCUAAUCUUGCAAAUAUGAACAAUGCAGAACCUCUACCACCAGGUGUGGAUUUAACAGAAGCACCUUACGAAAUACCUGCGACUGCUUUGAAAAGAAUCAUAUACAGUGCUGUGCAACCACAAGGUGGUGCAUUAUAUGAUGCAACUGCGAGAGAUCCAACAGUUCCUAUUCUAAGUCAUCCGGCAGCUAUAGUACAAGAACAUUAUCUUCAGUAUCCAGCAUAUCAUCAACACUUACAUCCUCCAGCGGCCUUAGUACUUCCACAUAAGCAUAGUGUUCAGCCUGCAAUUCAACUAAUACCUGACUAUACUCCAAUAUACACAAAUCAUAAGGUCAUUGAAAAGCCACCAGUUAAAACAGCAAAGGAAUCUCUGGUGUCUGCAUUAGAUUCAUUUUACAAUGAUAUUGCACGUAUAGAAAAUGUUAAAACGGAGAAAGUUCCUCAGAGACAAGAUACAGCAACUACGGAACCACCUUCCCUACCAACAGAAGAAGUAAAAAUGGAAACAGAACAAGAAUCUACACUUAUUGAAACCAUUGUAAAAGAAAAGAAGAGAAAAAGGACGAGAAUUGGUAUUAGUAAAAAACAUAAAGAGGUAUCUAGUAUGGUGGCAAAAUGGCAAAAAGUGCAACAAAAUUUCGAAAAUACGUAAAUUGGUUAGUUAAUAUUUUAAUAAUAUCCUUUUUUUAAAGUAAGUAUUUUAUAUGUAAAAUUUAAAGUAUUAUUUCCAACAGCAACUUCGCGAUAUUUAAAUCAUUGGACGCAAAUAGCGCACUGUACUCCCACCAGUAUAGUGUUCCUGUACCUGCAAUUAACAUAAUUAUUUUGCGUUCUCUUUUCUAUUUUUAAAAUCUAACGAACCUAAUAUAUAA